This is a messenger RNA of Eremothecium cymbalariae DBVPG#7215, 594 nucleotides long. It is a transcript of the gene DCP1, whose product is annotated as Dcp1p. The transcript has a single exon. Gene Ontology annotation, cellular component: P-body. Gene Ontology annotation, molecular function: mRNA binding; enzyme activator activity. NCBI's taxonomy places the organism in Eukaryota, Fungi, Ascomycota, Saccharomycetes, Saccharomycetales, Saccharomycetaceae. Bases 1 to 594 code for a protein of 197 amino acids. Gene Ontology annotation, biological process: deadenylation-dependent decapping of nuclear-transcribed mRNA; positive regulation of catalytic activity; deadenylation-independent decapping of nuclear-transcribed mRNA. The record is from RefSeq and is a predicted model, not a curated record.
AUGACUGGUUCAAAUGAUAGUAAUGCUAUGACGUUAGAGUUAUACCGCAAGGCUCUUAAUUUCAAUGUUAUCGGGAGGUACGACCAUAAGAUUAAGCAACUUCUGUUCCACACUCCGCAUGCUUCAGUAUAUAAAUGGGACUCCAAUGAGAGCAAAUGGAAUAAGCUAGAGUACCAGGGAGUAUUAGCGAUAUAUCUUCGAGACAUCACUGAUGGUACAGAUUUCCCCUCAACACAGCAUGAGCAGCAGCAGGAGCUACAUUCAGGCUCUGAGCAGAAGAGUAAUGGGGUUCUUACUGGGCGGGAUAUCUAUAAUUAUGCGCUGAUAGUGUUGAACAGGAUGAAUCCUGACAAUUUUUCUAUUGCAAUUGCACCAAAUAGCGUUGUGAACAAGCGCAAACUGUUUGCACCACAAGACGAUAUUCAGCAGCCGUUGGAACCUAUGGGUGUAGAAGUAAAGGAUGACUUGGUUAUCAUCAAAAAUCUAAGGAAGGAUGUAUAUGGUAUUUGGAUACACACACCUGCUGAUAGACAGAAUAUCUACGAUUUACUGAAAUACCUGUUGGAAAACGAGCCGAAGGAUUCCUUUGCUUAA